UCUUAAUUGUAAUAUUCUUCUAGUAAAGUUCUUAGAUUGAUGCAUUGGUACAGUAUCGAAAACGCGUUUGGAGUUAACGAUUUUUCAGUUACCUGCACACAGAGUAUGGAGAUCCUGUACAAAAUAUAAAAGGCUGGGGGAGAUCACCCAUUUUAUGAGGCAUCAUAUUGAUAUGGUGAUACUUUAAUACAGCCAAGUAAUAAGACAAGCAAAUGACGGAAAAAUCAUCUAUAUAUCCAGCAUUGGAGGAAGUAAAACAGCAACUUGCACCUAAACAGUUGGAAAUCUUAAAGAAUCAAGUUGAAUCGGAAAAGCCUAAUGUAUCAUCGCAAACGCUAUUUAAUUAUGCAUGGGGAUUAAUUAAAUCUAAUCAUUAUAAGGAUCAAAAGGAAGGAGUACAUAUAUUGACUAAUGUAUUUCGUGAUGAUCCAUCACUUAGAAGAGAAUGUUUAUAUUAUUUAAGUUUAGGUUCAUAUAAAAUUGGGGAUUAUUCUAAUGCAAAGAGAUAUGUAGAAACAUUAUUAGAUGGUGAACCUGAUAAUUCUCAAGCUAAAACUUUAAAAGAAACCAUUGAUGAUAGAAUCACAACUGAAGGAUUAAUUGGAAUUGGAAUUGUUGGUGGAGCUUUGGCUAUUGGUAUAGGUUUAAUUGGAGCUUUGGUUAGAAAGAAGAGGUAAUAAUAAUAUUAUUAAAUAAUGUUAAGUAUGUCAAUAUAGAUUAAAUAUUUAUUUACGAGCUUUUUGAAAAACUUUUUGAAUGCUAUGUAAUUUUUUUUUUA
Molecule: messenger RNA, 778 nt
Organism: Scheffersomyces amazonensis
Lineage: Eukaryota; Fungi; Ascomycota; Pichiomycetes; Serinales; Debaryomycetaceae
Exons: 1
Coding region: 213-677 (154 amino acids)
Biological process (GO): mitochondrial fission; peroxisome fission; autophagy of mitochondrion
Cellular component (GO): mitochondrial outer membrane; peroxisomal membrane
Molecular function (GO): protein binding
Source: RefSeq, a predicted model, not a curated record